ACCGGGGAUUCCAGAUAACUAUAUAAGAUCGAGAUACACACCCCGCCACUUCCAGGCUUACGCGCCCCAACUCUUACUCCUAAGAUACUUACACCUGGCACGAAUACUGUCUUGUCAUACGCGUCCUUCGACCUACAUUCGAUCUCGUCUAGAAACAUUGGCUAUACCGACCCUUCAUUCUACUUCACACUCCGUCCCAGCAUAUCCACGUCUCACGAUGGCAACCGAAUUCACUACACCCCUCAAAGGCCACUGCACAUGCAAGACCGUCACAUACGAAGUCCUCGCCCCCUUCCUCUGCACACACUGCUGCCACUGUACCUGGUGCCAGCGCGAAACCGGCUCUGCCUUCGGUAUAAAUGGCAUAAUCGAGACUUCGAACUUCCGCAUCACUUCCAAGACUAAACCUCUCCUCAGCGACAUACCUUCAGCCUCCGGGGACGGCCAAACAAUGGCUCGAUGCCCGAACUGCUUCGUACUACUUUUCAGCGGCUAUGGUGGGGAUGGAAUGUGGUCGACGUUUGUGAAGGUGGGAACGCUGGAUGAUGAAAGUAGAGAACGUGUUCGCCCCGAUGUUCAUAUCUUCACGUCGACUAAACUGAGUUGGGUUGACUUGACGAGCGAGAAGGAGAGGGGUGUGCCGGUUAUGGAGGAGUAUUAUGAGAGGAGUAAGGUGUGGAGGAAGGAUGCGUUGGAGAGGUCUGAGGUGCUGAAGCAAAAGAGAGAGGGGGCGAAGAAAGCGGAGGAAGAGGCUAAGACAGACAAGAAAGAGACUUAGAUCUGAGAAGGAUUGGAGGUCAUCCCCAAUCCCAUCUCCUACAUGGGCAAAGUCUUGAAAUGUUACUUAGUGUUAUCUCUUUUAUUGUGGCAUCUGAUAUCCACGAAGAGAUUUCAUACAGAUCCAAAUAACGCAUCGUUUCUUCGGACACCAUCACCGUGUAGUCUUGGCUGUCUUGGUGAGAUUCUGGGGUGAUCUCGGUACCGGCAAUAUUUGUCUACUAAAUAGAAACAGCAAGUUGUUUCAUAUUCGACGUCAACUAAGCCUUUGCCACUUUGCUCCUUGACUCAACUAUACCUACUUGUGC
Molecule: messenger RNA, 1085 nt
Organism: Dothidotthia symphoricarpi CBS 119687
Lineage: Eukaryota; Fungi; Ascomycota; Dothideomycetes; Pleosporales; Dothidotthiaceae
Exons: 1
Coding region: 218-778 (186 amino acids)
Molecular function (GO): carbon-sulfur lyase activity
Source: RefSeq, a predicted model, not a curated record